UUUGUGUGUUGCUAUGACGAUGGUGACGGGACGAUGGUUUGAAGUGCAUGCAAUGGCGUCACUUCUAAACGCGGAUUUAAAAAUAUACGAAUACGCGAAUUUGAUGUCGUAACGGAUGUCAUUAGAGUGAAACGACGUUUGUCUUGUAACGUAAUCAGUAUGUAAUCAAAUAGUUUACCAAAACUGUAAGAGGAAAAUAAAAGAAAGUGGUUGAGAUAUGAACGAGGGACCAACUCGUGGCUCGAUUUGGUCAUCAUCUUUUGCCGUUGAAUGCGUCCGAGCAUCAACACACAAGGAUGACGACUGGGGGCCUUCUGCUAUAAAGUCAUGCCUGGCGCAUCACAAAAAAGAACAGCGAAAGAAUGCUCGAGUCACAUUUCAGAAUGGGCAACACCUAGAGAAACCGGUCUCAGACAGCGGCCCUAGUAUGCCGCCGUUACUUGGAUAUGACUGGAUAGCAGGUGUCCUGGAUGUGGAAAAGUCCCUGGAAGAACGCUCAGAUGAUUUCUACAAUAAUCUCCAAGACUUUCGAAUGCAAAACGAAAGCGAAUGCAUGCAACGGCCUCAACCGAAAUAUUUAUCAGAUAAGCAGUCUGUCAUGUCACUGUUUGCAGACACCGACAGCCUGAACGUCUACACACAUAAUCAUCAGUGCACAUUCUUGUACAAGCUGAAUAGUAGACUGUUCCCCGUCCCUAUUGACCCCGACGAAUCCUGUCCGCUGUGCAGCAGGCCCAAAUGGUCCCACCCCCACACAAAUGAUAAACCAGCUCUCGUCAGAGUUAGCAUCCCUCACUCCACCCUGCUGCCACCUUAUGACUACAAACCACCUUGCCGCAAUAGUUUCAAUCCAGCUGAUAGUUUAGGGUUGUCCUCUAAUUGCCUCUUGGGCUGGUCCAACACAGUUCGGAGGUACCAGUAUUUGCAACCACCCAGCAACCUUGACUUACGAAGUCACGUGGAAAAGUGCACUGAGCCACCAGAGGAUGACAUGUUCACAGCCUUUUCAUUUGACCAAGCGCCACCUCUUACUCCAUUGCCCCGUUCCCAUUUUGAGCACAUCUCGCCCAAAAAGAAAAGAAAACGACGAGUACCUUCGUUUUGCAGCUGACAGACCCUAAAAAAAAACCCUGUUUUUUUAUUAUGUAAGGCUUGUUCUCAUUUAGACCAACUGCAAGUGACUUUUGUGCGAGAGGCAGGAUUCAUCUUGGACUGGUUGCCAGCCAAUUAUAGGGUAGACAAAUCCACAGUUAUUUACUUUUUAAUAAGUCUAACAUACUUUUGGAAUGAAGGAGAAAGUCAGACUAUACAAAGUCCACACAGGAGGGCUCAUGCCCAGAAUCUCUUACUGUAAGGCAAAAAUAGAUUUUACCAGAAAUUAUGAAUGUUGUGAAAUUGUGUGUUAUGUCUAAUAAAUAUACUGAUCAUUUUAGAA
Molecule: messenger RNA, 1435 nt
Organism: Syngnathus typhle (broad-nosed pipefish)
Lineage: Eukaryota; Metazoa; Chordata; Actinopteri; Syngnathiformes; Syngnathidae
Gene: miip
Product: migration and invasion inhibitory protein
Exons: 9
Coding region: 218-1111 (297 amino acids)
Biological process (GO): negative regulation of cell migration; negative regulation of G2/M transition of mitotic cell cycle
Source: RefSeq, a predicted model, not a curated record